This is a messenger RNA of Gymnogyps californianus (California condor), 4658 nucleotides long. It is a transcript of the gene LIMD1, whose product is annotated as LIM domain containing 1. Gene Ontology annotation, cellular component: adherens junction; nucleus; P-body. Lineage: Eukaryota; Metazoa; Chordata; Aves; Accipitriformes; Cathartidae. The record is from RefSeq and is a predicted model, not a curated record. The transcript is spliced from 8 exons. Gene Ontology annotation, biological process: response to hypoxia; negative regulation of hippo signaling; positive regulation of miRNA-mediated gene silencing. Gene Ontology annotation, molecular function: transcription corepressor activity. The coding region runs from base 1 to 1803 and encodes 600 amino acids.
AUGGAUAAGUACGACGAUCUGGGUCUGGAAGCCAGCAAGUUCAUCGAAGACCUCAACAUGUACGAGGCCUCCAAGGACGGUCUCUUUCGGGUGGACAAAGCUGCCGGCAACAACCCCGAGUUCGAGGAGACCAGGCGGGUCUUUGCCACCAAAAUGGCCAAGAUCCACCUCCAGCAGCAGCAGCAGCAGCAGCAGCAACAGCAGGACGAGAUGCUGAUGGCCGCCCUGAACGGAGGGGCUGCCUUCAACGCCUCCCGGCCCAGCCCGCCAGCGGCACUGGGUGCCAAGCCGCCCCCGGCCUCUGCCGCCGAGGGGCCGCGCGCGAGGCCGUACGAUGGAGGGGAGCGUGGCUUCAGCGAGAGCGGGGCACGUGCCGAGGCCCCGGGGAGCCAGGCCGGGCGCCGGGGCUGGGAAGCAGAGCCCGACAGGAUCCCCAGACCGGGGGGCUCACGGCCCGGCACGGGGCGCGGAGAGCAGCAGGCUGGGAGCCCCAGCGACCCCCAGCCCUGCCGCGGUGGGCAGGAGAAUGGCAGCGAGGGCAGGUGGGGCGGCGGGGGCCGUGACCCGACGCCAGCUGGGCAGAGGUCCUCCUCUUUCUCACACGCCCGGACCCCCCCGGCACCCUCGGCAGGGACAGAGGAGGGGGCACCGGAGGCCCUGCUGCAGCAGAAGCCCUCCUCCUCGACCCCUUCGGUGCAGCCCGCCCAGGGGUUUUCAGGCCCCGCUGAGCCCUGUGGUCCCAGGGCCAGAGGGGAUGGCAACCAGCUGUGGUACCAGGGCAUCCCGCUGUCCUUCCCCUCCAGCUCCGUGCCCGCCACCCCGAGCGUGGACUACCAGCACACUGCUGCCUACCCCAGCCCAGCCGGCCACUUCGUGGCACACGGUCAAAACCACCGGCCCAACGGCAGCAGCGUGAGCCCUGAGCCGGGCUCCUCACGCCUGGCCUCGCGCGGGCUGAUGGCUCCGGAUGCUCCACUGCUGCUUUUUCCGGAGGGCAUGAGCGACCUGCGGUCAGACGCCGGGCACCCGGAGGGCUCCAGCACGGUGAAGGUGAAGCUGCCCUGCCAGACCCUCCUUCCACAGCCGGAGCAAGGGCCGUCAGUGGCCGAGCUAAAGCUGGAGGCACUGACCCAGCGCCUGGAGCAGGAGAUGGAUGCUCGGCCGAAGGCUGAUUACUUUGGCACCUGCGUGAAGUGCAGCAAGGGGGUGUAUGGAGCAAACCAGGCUUGCCAGGCCAUGGGCAACCUCUACCACGAUGGCUGCUUCACCUGUGGAGCCUGCAGUCGAAAGCUGAGAGGAAAAGCCUUUUAUUUUGUCAAUGGCAAGGUGUUCUGUGAAGAAGAUUUCCUGUAUUCUGGUUUCCAGCAGUCAGCUGACAGGUGUUUCAUUUGUGGUCAUUUGAUAAUGGACAUGAUCCUGCAGGCUCUAGGGAAAUCAUAUCAUCCAGGCUGCUUCCGAUGCGUGGUCUGCAAUGAGUGUCUGGACGGUGUGCCAUUCACUGUAGACUCUGAAAACAAAAUCUACUGUGUCAGAGAUUACCACAAAGUUUUAGCUCCAAAGUGUGCAGCGUGUGGACUUCCCAUUCUGCCCUCUGAGGGGUCUGAUGAGACCAUUCGGGUUGUGUCCAUGGACAAGGAUUACCAUGUGGAAUGUUAUCACUGCGAGGACUGUGGGAUGGAACUGAAUGACGAAGACGGGCAUCGCUGUUAUCCACUAGAUGAACAUUUACUUUGUCACUCCUGUCAUCUGAAACACAUAGAGAACGGCACAACCCCAGCAGCUGCGUACCAGCACCACUACUAGCCAGCGUGGCCGACAUUGGAAAGCUGGGACAGAAGACUUGUUAUAUGAUGUCCCUCUCCCCACCCUCCGUUCAUUUCCUGUGCAUGUUUUUCACCAGUCGGCAAUGUUCCUGUAAAAGGAUAUGAGAGACUUUUGCUGGAUUCCCAGAGUUUGUAUGCUUGUGAGUUCUGGCUGUAUCAAACCAUGUCUACUUGACCAAGAAUGUGGUGUGUUAUCUAAACUGAUCGGUUUACUUUUACGUGCCUUUUUCUGCUGUCUGGAGAUUCCUCUUGGCUCAUUUUGGAAGAUUCUUCAGUGAAAGCACAAUUUGCUGUCAUGCCUAUGAACUCAGAUCGUGCCAUGCACAAUUAAAAAGCCAGAGGCUGGCUUGCCUGCGUGCCUGCCUGCCUGCCUGCCAGGGACAUCCCGUCAGUCUACUAAGUGUCUCCUGACAAGCACAUUUCAUCAGAUUCCCUGAAGGACAUCACCCUAUUAAUACCAGUUUUUAGACACUCUCUUUUUAUUAAUUCUUUAGGAAAAGAAAAGAAAGGGUUCUGUGCAAAAUGGUGCACUCAGACCUUCCAGUUAAUUCCCUGAACUCUGGUAUCAAGUCUGGCUGUGAAAGCACCAACUCUCCAAGCACAAACCAGGCAUGCUGGCUGGCAGCUGGAGGCCAACAUCCCAUUUCAAACAGAAUGAAAAACUGGGACAAGCUAGGCUAAGCUACUGCGAUGACUUGAGGCCCGGACUUGUGUGUCAGCGUGAUACGCAGGGGCCGGUCUGCUCUGUCAGAGUCUGAAUAGCAGAUCAUAUUUGGAAAGGAAAGGUUGGGAUGCUGAAAGUGUGGACACGGAGGAAAUCCAUCCUCAUUCUUGCUUGCAGAGGUCGCUUUGGAAAAAAGCUCUCCGUACACAGACACUUGCCUGAGUUUUCCAGUUUGUCCCCACAGCUCAGCCCCCAGCCUGGCCACUCCUUUCCAUGGUGUUUACCCAGCACAAAGCCAUUGCAUAAUGGUGUUUAUUUAGAGCUCUGGGAGCAAACUCAAGAUUGUUAUGAAGGCUUUGUUACACAGGGAUUUAGAGCCCAGCUCCACAACCUGUACUCAGAUGAGUAUGUUGGUAUAAACAGAUUUGCUCCCAUGAAUAACAAGAGCUUAUCUGAGCAAGGGGUUAGAGAGUUUGGCCCUUACUUUCUGUUCUGCUGAGAAAGCAGAAAGGCAAAUCGUUUCUCUUUGACCCCCCCUGCUUUAUAGUCAAAAAGAAAUCUGCUCCUCCAGUAUGUGUUACAUAUAUGAUAGGUGUGCCUGCAGUGCAUGUUCUGUAGGUACCAAAGCUGUGCAGCCCCUCGUGUACAGGUACAAAGUUUUUGUUCAAGAAAAAGCUCCUAAUUUAAAUCCUCAGAUGCAGUUGGGGAUCUUAGCUACCCUUUCCAACAUACUGUGUGGUAAACUAGUUAAAUCCUCAUGUAUCUGUGCUAAAGAUGUAAAUUUGGUUCUGAUUGGUAGAGGAUGAGAUAACAUUCUUGAAGAUCUUUGUAGUGAGGAAACUACAGUAAAUUAGCUGAGCAGUGGCACUGGGACUCCUGAAAUGAGCCUGUGCUGAGAACCCACUAUGGUUCAACCAAACCUCUUUUCCAGUAGCAUGGAUGUAGCUAGAUAGGUGCUUGAACUUCACACCAUGUAGUCAGACUGCCUCGUGUACCCAUCUGGAGCAGCACAGGUGCCAGGUAGCAGCAAGCUGCCUGUCUCUGCCCAUGCUAAUAAAUACCAUGGGCCUCCGUUUUGAGUGGUGCAAGUUGCUGUGCUAAGUAUUAAACAGGUACAAGCAUCUGCUGUAAAACAAAUGGAGACCAGUGGCCUGUUAGCACCCUCCUACACAUCUGUAUCAGUUUGCCGCGGCUGAAAUGUGAACAUCCGAAGCUGCCCGAGCCUCGGGAGCUUGGUGGUUUUGGCAUGGAGUUUCAUCGAACCAACAGACCAUCCAGCCUUCUGCCCCAUCCAGCUGUAAGCGCCUCCGCCUGUUGCUGCUGCUCUUCUGGAUGGGGAUGGCAGCAUGCGGCUGGAGGUCAGUCCUGCAGUGGAAACCAUCCGGAGCUCCAGCUUUGGUGUAGCUUGGCUCUGCAGUGCCCUUUCUCCUGGGGCCAUGCAGCCCCUCAGUGAGUGACUGAAAGCUCAAGCGGGGAGGCUUUCCCACUGCAGUAUACAUGGCUCUGGGGCAUAUAUCUGUCUUCAGAGAGUUUUACCUGUGAUUUUAGCGAAGGUAAAUUGACCCCAAAUAUGUGAGCUCCCUGGAGCCUUAAAUUUAGCCUCCAAAUGCUGGAUAGCAAAGGGAUGGGAGCUGACACAAAAUAUAACUGGUGCUGUAUCCACGCAGUAUGGAUCAGGGGCAGCAAAAUAGCCAGGGCAGAUCCCGUAGUGCUCUCACCCCAGUGCAUCGCAUCGGCUUGUGUCCUGCAGCACAGCUAGGCCCGGGGUGGGGGGGUUUCAAGGUGUGACUGUGAUCUUAGGACUGUCUGAAGGGACUGAGGUGGGAAGUAAUGCCAGCUGAUGUCCCUGGUAAAUAAUUCAGGUAGUUCUGGGCAGGUGGUUCCCCUCCCUCAGCUUCCUUUGGCAGUGAAGGCAGUGAGAUAUCAAAGUGGCUUCUGGAAGUGAGCUGGAAACACCAGCCUUGGUAAUCUGUUGCUCUGUCUCUGAGAAACCAGCUGCUAUGUGGCUCAUGCUUGUGCUAGCUCUUGAUUUUUAGAGCAACUCCUCACGCACAUUUUCUGGCCUUCGUUUUGGAAAGAUCUGAAAACACUAGUGGGACCGAUACUUUCUUUUUAAGCUGCAGUUUAAACUACUGUCUCACUCUUGCAGCCUUCCCCACAACCCCAAAAUA